AUGGAGCCACAACAGCAGCAACACCAGGAGGACCAACAACAACCCUCGGUUGAGGAUAGUUACCCUCGAGGGGAAAAACGUACCGCCGGUGUCGACGCUUCCUGGGAUAGCAAAGACGGGCAAGGGCAGGAGCAGCCCUCCUCCUCCUCUUCCUCCACCACCACUCGCCCUGCUAAAAUCAGCAACUGGGAUGCGGCACCUCCUGCGAACUCGAAUGCUACGACGACUGGGGACGAAGAUGAUGGCAAAUUUCAUAAGGAUGUCCCUUUACCUCAUUGGGCCGCUGGUAAGGUCAUAGGAAAGCAGGGCGAUACCAUAAAACGGAUACAACGUCAAACUCAUUGUGAAGUGAAGUCCGAUCAUGGUGAACGCGACACUGAUGGUAACAGAAGUCUUCAUCUCAUUGGUGACACUCAGGAAAUCCUAAAUGCUUGCGAGGCAGCCAUCGAAGAGAUCAUAUUCACAUGUCGUAAGCCUGUCGUGGGCCCUGGAGAUUCGAAAAAGGAAGUUGUUAUUUCCAACGACAUAGCAGCGAAGGUCAUUGGCUACAGGGGAUGCGUUAUUGACGAGAUCAAACGACGAUCGCAUACUCGCAUUGAGGUGGUUCCUACAGAGGACGGUGGUCCUGGGGAGGAGAGGACAGUCGUGCUAGUUGGACCUGAGGAUAAUUGCGAAGAAGGGGCACGUAUAGUACGGGAAAUCGUGACUGGCGAGCUCGACAUAUCACCGAUCAUUGAUGACUUCAAACGGGAGCAUCAACUGGAUGAAUAUGAUCUUUCCGGGGGCAAGGGUAGCGGCUACCACGGUAAGGGUGGUAAGGGCUACGACUGGCGCGGAGGCAGCAGUAAGGGUGGCUGGGGUGAUGACAACUCUCGGUACGCUGGUGGUAAUGGUGAUUGGUCCGGCAGUGGUAAGGGAGGCUGGUCUGGCAGUGGUAAAGGAGGUUGGGGUAAGGGCAAGGGCGGUGACUAUGGUGGGAAGGGCGGCUUCGGCAAGGGAGGUGAUGACUCAUCCGACUAUUAUGGUGGUCGUGGUAAGGGGUAUGCGCCCAGUCCGGCUCCCUAUAGAGGUAAGGGUAACCGUAGUGACCCCUAUAGUAGCUCUCGCUAUGGCGGUGGUGGCGGCAAAGGGUACGACUCCUACAAUAAAGGAGGAAGUGAUUCGUAUGGAGGUGGUGCUACUAGAUAUGAGAGGGCAGCAGCCCCUAGUGGUGGUGAUUAUUAUGGUAAGGGUGGCUAUGGUGGUGGGAAAGGAGGAGGAGGUCCCGGUGGUGAUUAUGGCUACGGCAAAGGUGGCCCCUAUGCUAAGGGAGGGCCCAGCAACGAUGGAGGGUAUGGGGGUAGUUGGGGAGGCAAGGGUAAGGGUAAAGGAGGACGAGGCUGGUCCGGUGGUGGUGGUUGGGACUCAAGUCCUGAGGAUUCGGGUGCCUCCCAAGGUGGUGGUGGUGGAGGUGGCCCUUCAUCGUACAGUAGUAGACCCUGGGGUGGCAGUGGUGAUGGGCAGCAUUGGGGUGGUGGUGGUAAGGGAGGAGGAGGAGGCAAGGGUGGCUAUGGUUACUGA
This is a messenger RNA of Perkinsus marinus ATCC 50983, 1560 nucleotides long. RefSeq lists its product as hypothetical. NCBI's taxonomy places the organism in Eukaryota, Perkinsozoa, Perkinsida, Perkinsidae. Gene Ontology annotation, molecular function: mRNA binding. Bases 1 to 1560 code for a protein of 519 amino acids. The record is from RefSeq and is a predicted model, not a curated record. The transcript is spliced from 6 exons. Gene Ontology annotation, biological process: regulation of gene expression. Gene Ontology annotation, cellular component: nucleus; cytoplasm.